AUGACUAUAAAUCUGCCUUCUGCUGGCUCAGUUAUCUUUUUUGCUGAAGCCAACGAUAGUAUAGCAAAACUAUUCGAAGAUAUUCGAAGAGAGGAUCUAAACAUCAAUAAGCUCGAAUGUCUGUAUGAAGAAAGCAAUUCUUAUGUCUCUCACUGUACACAGGUUAAAGAUUUAAUCAGAAAUAAGGUAUCUUUUGUUAUAGAGGACAAAAUCUAUAAACUAAAAACUGUCGACUCAGCGUUGAAUUCGUAUCAUCAUAUGACGUCAGAUAAUUUUAUUCAAGUUAAUGAUAUUAGAGAUGUAGUUCAUCAAAUGUAUCUCUGUGCACUUCGAAAAAAGGUGGAAAAAGAUUCUCGUUAUUGUAUUUCGAUAGAGGAAUAUUUUAGCUGGUCAGAAGAUCUAAGAAUUAGUCGAAACCAGGCUAUGCUUUUGUUAAGGGGUAUGCACCAAGCUGGCCUGAUUUUCUAUUUUGAGUCGAACCCUAGGUUUAACAAGUACAUUUUCAACAAAACUGAUGUCAUUAUUUCCAGCCUAGCCGGCGCCCUCGGAUCUGAAUUGUCUUCUCAAGAAAAAGUAAGAAAAAAUACAGAACUAAGGCAAAUAGAAGCGGAAAUCUCAAAUUUAGAUGUACAGAAAAAAAAAUACGAUAUAAUUGCUAAAAGGCGAGCAAAAUGUUGGCUAUGGAGUGGUUUCGUAUGCCUGACUAUGCAAUUUAGUGUAUUAGCACGUAUGGUCUGGAUUGACUUUAACUGGGAUAUUAUCGAACCUAUUACUUAUUUCAUCAACUUUUCAGCGACAAUACUCGCAUUUACAUUUUUUUUCAAAUCGAAGGAAGAUUAUACGUAUUCAGCACUGGAAAAAAAAAUUAUCGAUAGAACUCUGAGGAAGCUUUAUAUCAAAAAUCGCUUUAAUUGGACAGAAUGGCACAAUCUUGAUAAAAAGCGAACUGAGCUCCGAGAGUACUUGAAGCGAGGUUCUGAAUUAUAG
Schistocerca gregaria is the source of this 987-nucleotide messenger RNA. RefSeq names its product calcium uniporter protein, mitochondrial-like. Bases 1 to 987 code for a protein of 328 amino acids. NCBI's taxonomy places the organism in Eukaryota, Metazoa, Arthropoda, Insecta, Orthoptera, Acrididae. Gene Ontology annotation, cellular component: uniplex complex; mitochondrial inner membrane. The transcript has a single exon. Gene Ontology annotation, molecular function: calcium channel activity; uniporter activity. Gene Ontology annotation, biological process: mitochondrial calcium ion homeostasis; calcium import into the mitochondrion. The record is from RefSeq and is a predicted model, not a curated record.